Messenger RNA from Micromonas commoda, 3384 nucleotides. RefSeq lists its product as hypothetical. Lineage: Eukaryota; Viridiplantae; Chlorophyta; Mamiellophyceae; Mamiellales; Mamiellaceae. The transcript has a single exon. The record is from RefSeq and is a predicted model, not a curated record. Bases 1 to 3384 code for a protein of 1127 amino acids.
AUGGACGCGUUCACGGGAUCCAUGGGGAGCUCUGAUCCGCCUCCGACGCCGCCCAAGGCUCCCCCGCGGUACAGACCCGGCCCUUGGAAGCACAACUCGAGGGUCGCGCUCGCUCUGAUCCCUUCGAUCGUCGUGGUCGUGAGCGACGGCGGGAGGCUGAUGAUGGGGACGCUCGUGGUGGGUUUGAUGGUCGUGUACAUCCUGGACGUGCUCAAGAUGGCCGAGGCGGCGCUCAUCUCGCUGUGGUGCACGCUCGUGGGCGUAUACCUCGCCAUGCUCGUCGCCACCGAUCUCUUCACGCCCGCGAGAUCGCCCCUCGCGUCCAUCGCGCUGCUCAUCUCCAACUGCCUCUGCCUGUUCCUAGCCGGGCUCUGGGCCACGCUGCAGUUCCGGUGGGUCCAGACCGGGUUCCCGGGCGUCGCGCUGGCGUGCGAACGCGCACUAUUCGCCGCGAUACCCCCCGUGUGCGGCGCCAUCUGCGCGUGGACGGCCAUCGCGUCGGUGGGCGCGGGCCACGCGCCCUUCUACGCCGCCGCCGCCUUUGCGUGGCUCUACAAGACCUUCUCGUUCCCCACGCCGAGCUCGUUUCGCGGCCCGCCAUCGCGGCCUCGUUCGGCGGAUACCGGUAGAGACGCGGGAGUAUCCACGGGUAGAGACGCGCUCGUGCUCGGCGCCGGCGAGGCCGCCGCGCAUUGCGCCAUGACGUGCUUCGCCCCGGCGUGCGCGUACGCGGCGGCGCAUUCGCCCGCGAUGGACCCGCGGUAUCUCUUCGGGUUGGGAUCUCACUCGAGUACAAACUUGGUCCACGUCGCGAACGCGUUCGAGCACGCCUGCUCCGUCGCGCUGCUGCUGUCGUUCCCCGUGCUGUUCCUGUGCGUCUACGCGGAGCGGGGGGCGCUGUGGUGGGCGCUCGGCGAUUCGAGUUUAAAAAGUGUCGAUUCGAGUCGAGGGAAGACGACGCGAGCCGUCGUCGCCGCCGUCGCGCUCGUGCUGUUCACGGGCGGUCUCGAGGGCGUCGUGCUGUUCCGCGGGUUCGGGGAGUACGUCAGGUUACCGGGGGUGCCCGGCGUCGUCGCGGUCACCGCCGCGGUGUACGGCGGGCUGUUGGCCGCGGUGGCGGCGCUGUCGGGGUCGGUUGGGAGCAAAAACGGGGUGCCGAGCGAGAUCUACCAGGCGGCGCUGGUGACGGCGGGGUGCGCCGCGGCGCUGGCGACGGGGGCGCCGCCGUGGAUGCUCCCGUUCGCGGCGAUCGGUUCCAUCGGCGCGUCUAGGUUUUACCUCCGCGGCGGCGCGGUGGACCUCGCCAUGUUCGCGGGCGGCGUCGGGGCGUGCGGCGCGUGGUUCCUUCACUCAAACUUUUGGGGCCUCGACGUGAACAUCGACGGCUUGCCCCUCGCGGAGCUGUGCCAGCUGCUGUUCCUGUCGCUGUGCGCCUCCGCGCUCGCUCCGGGCUUGGCGCGAUUCAACGUUCACCCGUCGUCUCUCGGUUUGCUCGUGUGCCUCCACGCGAUGGUGUUUGCCAGGUGCGAGGACGCGCUCCACUCGGAGGCGCUCGAAGACGGCGAGCCCAUGUACCCAGCGUACCUCGUGCUCGCGACGUCCGCGCUGGGCGUAUGGCUCGCGGGUUCGCUGGAGCGUACGGGCAAGGUGACUGCGGCCACGGCGUGGAUGGCGCGGUGCGUGUACGUCGGUAAGCUGGCGCUGGUGAUGCUGCCGGGGUCGAGGGCAUUGGUUCCCUGCGUCCUCGUGGGCAUGGCGGCGACGGCGCCGUUCGCGUUUGACUCGUCCAACGUCGGAUCGCCAAUGACGGGGAGUGGGCGGCGGGCGCGAAUGUCCGUCGCGAGGGGUUUGGCGCACGUGUUGUCUCUCGGGUUGGCGAUGGUCCACGCGAGGUUCGCCGUGUUUGACGUCGUUUUCGCCGUCACCGGCCACCGGCCCUCCGACGCGACGCUCUUCGGAGGGCUCCUUUUAUUCGCCGGCGCCGGGUCGACUCCGCUCGUGAGACGACACUUCUCUCACCUCCCCGCCGCGAGACGCGGCCUCGCGCUCGUCGUCACCGCGGGCGGCGCGCUGGUGUCGCUGAGGCCGCCGAUGCCGUGGAAGGGCGAGAUUGGUUUCUGGUACGACGCGGACCAUGUUCCGGACACGGAGCCCGACGACGUCGACAUCUACGGCGACAGGCGCGACGCGAGCGGGCGCGGGUACAGCGCCUGGCUGCUCAUCGCCACCGUCCUACUCGGCGUGUUCGUGGCGUCCGCGCCCAAGCCCAGGAGGGGCGCGACGGGAACCCACGCGACGCCCGCGCCGCUUCGGGCGAUGCUAUCCGCCGCGGCUGGCGCCUCGCUCGGGCUGUACCUGUCCGUGGAGUACUUCCCGAGCUUCCGGGGUGAUUCCGUCGUGACCGUCAGCCUGUGCGCGGCGUGCGCGCUGUGCGCCGUCUUCCUCGCGUUCACGUACGUUCCAUCCGCGUCGUCCCCGGCGGUGAUGCCGCACGUGUUCGCGGCGUAUCUGGUUUGCCUCGGGGUGGCGUUCUGGACCCAAAGGGAGGAGGAUGGGGAAUUCGACGGACCGGGCGCCGGGUCGCGGGGGCGGGAGGCCCGGAUCGGCCUCGUGGGCGUCACCGCGGGUCUCACCGCGCAGAUGGCGUUCGCGCUGAAGCUCAAGGUGGCGGCGGUGUCCGCGAACCCGGGAGCUGCGCGUGCGGCGCGCGCGGGUGGGGCGCGGGGUCACGCGGGGACGAUGAGGGACGCGAGGUCGCGCUUCCAGCCGUUUUCCGGUCGGUCGCCGGCUAGGUUCAAGUCGGCCGGGGGCGCGCUGGCGCAACGCGCGUUGCGCGCCAUGCGCGUCGGGUGGAUGCCCGUCGUGGGUAACAUCUCCACGUUCAUCACGUUCGCGUCGGCGACCGUGUUGGCGACGUGGUCGCGUCCCGAUUCGUGCUUCACCGUCUUCGCCGUCGCGCCGAUCCUGCUCCUACUCCACGAGGACGAGCUGCUCUUCGACUCGCUGUCGGGGACGCAGCGGUACGUGCCCCCGAUGGCCGCGAUCGUGAUAUCUCUCGCGUACAACGCGGUGGCGGACGCGCUCGACGGUCCGCCCACCCCGCACGCGGCGUUGGCCGUGGGUGGGGAUCUCGCGUGGACGAUCAAGAACGUUUUAUGCGUCUUGGCGGCGACGCCAAACGCCUGGUUUCUCGCCGAGUACCUGUGGAGUUACCACGCGACGAGCGGGCUGGCGAUGGCGACGGCGGCGCCGCUGAACGUGCUCGUGGCGACAAUUGGGGACGUGUUUGCGGCGAGGGUGCUGGCGUGCGUGUCGUUGGUCAGCGCGAUCGCGCAGUGGGGCACGCAGCGCGCAGUUCGGGUGGCGGGUUUGAAGGCGCUGUGA